GAUUAAUUACCUAUUAACUUGAAGUCUUCGAUGGUUUCAAAACAAUGAAAAGAACAUUCAAUUCCUAGAAUUGUUGGUCGCGGCGUGGCUUUUACCAAGAAAAAAAAGCAAUUCAAAAAUAAACUUCAGCUGCAUUUUGAUGAAGCUCCCCACUGCAUCUUAUCCAAUCGCCGUGUCUCUUUUCCUCCGCCUAAGACAAUGCUCUUGGACUGGCGCUUAGCCCGAGCUGUGGCUCAGGUACAUAAUGUAAAUCCGGAAUCCGCUUAGAUGGCUUUCCUUUUCUUACUUCACCGGAGUUUCCUUAACUAAAAUCCUUACCCAUGGCGGACCUCGUUAUCCGUAACCUCACAGCCACUCCACUGGAGCUCAAGCUCGUGGAGCGGUUCGAAGGACAGUCUGUAUCUGGCCGCUCAACUCCUCUCGGUAGGAUUACCGGCAUUUUCAACUCAACUUCUCUUUCACCCAAUGUUCGCAUCCAAGGCGAUGCUCGAGAUCGUCGUGAUGUUUCGUUCCCCAUCGGACCCUUCGAGACCCACACGACGGACAUUCGCACGGCUGAUCCGGGCAGGGAAGUCAUCCGCCUGACCUUCGAGUCAGAUGGACACCGGUACCAGGUAGAUGUGCCGAGUGCUUCGCAGCGCAGCACGGUCAUGACAAAGCUGGACGGUGCUCCUAAUGAGUACACGACUAUCUACGUUCAAUCUGGUAGUUGUCUAGCCAUAUUUAGCUCAGCUAAUCUCUCGAGUUGGAUGCGUGAGUUACACGAUGAAUAUCCCCUCUCGGCAUUAUCCAUACCAGGCACCCACAAUAGCCCGACCUGCCAUGUCGCGCUACCUUCGGUACGAUGCCAAGCAGUCAACGUGCGCGACCAAUUAGACAACGGCGUACGAUUUUUCGACAUCCGUGUAAACGUGGGCUCCGACUCUUCGGAGUUUGCGCUCGUACAUAGCGCGUUCCCCAUAUCACUCACGGGAACCAAGUACUUUAAAGACAUGCUUGAUGUUAUCUACUCAUUCUUAGAGGCCAAUCCGUCUGAGACACUCGUCAUGAGCGUAAAACGUGAAGGUACCGGCAGGGGUACUGAUCAUCAGUUAUCCAAGAUUUUAAAAGACCGUUACUACGAGGACGGAAGACGAUGGUAUACGGAGCCACGAAUUCCCAAACUUGGUGAGGCGCGAGGAAAAAUUGUGCUCCUUCGCCGACACGCCAACGACCCGAGUCUAGAUGGCGAAUGGGAUGGCCGAGGAUGGGGACUCGACGCUAGCGUCUGGCCGGACAAUUGUGAAGAUGGGCUAAUUGGAAGCGGCCUUGGUCGUGUACAAGAUUUCUACGAUAUUGACCAGAGCCACAAUAUACAGAAGAAGCUUGAUCUGGCGCGCGGCCACCUCGAACGAGCAGCGGAGCCUGCGUGUCCCAUUCCCGGAGUCGAAGGUUACAAUGAGGGUACUGCACCACAGCCAUUCUUCGUGAAUUUCUUGAGUGCUAGCAAUUUCUUCAACGCCAACUGCUGGCCCGAGAAGAUUGCAGCCAAGGCGAACCCGGCCAUCAUCGAAUAUCUCUGCUUACGGCACGGCGAAGAUGGUAAGGGGCCAGCGGGUCUAAAGGUAGGAGACGGGAGUACUGGUAUAGUAGUUACGGAUUGGGUUGGCCAAGAUGGUGAUUGGGAUCUUAUUAGAUGUAUAGUCGGUUGGAACGCAAGACUGCAGCUGAAGCAGUAGUCUUUGGUUUAGCCUGCGAACCUAAGUUACGGGUAUCUAUAGGCUAUUAUACUAUAUUUUGAAUAGAUAUUAGACUUGGCAUCAAUCACCUAUAUGACAUAGGUAUAGAUCAAUUAUCUACAGGAGGAAAUUAAGUAACAAAUUAUCUUAAGCCUGGUACACCGGUGCUGCUAACGGCCCUCCCUUUCGCAACAAUGAGUAGGUACCUAUAUAGUCCGUCUCAAGAAAUCAAUAUUAAAAAAUUGGAAAAAAA
Molecule: messenger RNA, 1971 nt
Organism: Annulohypoxylon maeteangense
Lineage: Eukaryota; Fungi; Ascomycota; Sordariomycetes; Xylariales; Hypoxylaceae
Product: PLC-like phosphodiesterase
Exons: 1
Coding region: 321-1718 (465 amino acids)
Biological process (GO): lipid metabolic process
Molecular function (GO): phosphoric diester hydrolase activity
Source: RefSeq, a predicted model, not a curated record